GACAGUGUAUAUACGUAGUAACUAAUUCAUAAUCUAUGAUUAUUUCCAAAAUACAAUUUAAGUAAUAGGAAGGUUAAUUGGAAAAACUGGAGAAAUCGCUUUAAUAAAGUAUUAUUAUGAUUGUCGAAAAUGAAAUAGAAACAAAUUUAUCUAAAGCGUCUUUUUGGACAGCCGUCCAAAUUUUAUUCAAGAAACCCCAUGUAGUAAAUAAAAGGGUGUGGGGUUGUAAGAUUUUAGAAACCCAACGUUGUAUGUUCAAACUAGAAUCACUACAUACAGCUUUGCAAAAUCUGAAACUUGAAGAUAGCUGUAAUGUUAUGAAAUUUUUUAGAGAACUAUUUUUUACUGAAUACAACAAUCUUUUAGAGAAGGGCUCUAACUCUUUAUUAGAAUUAAUUUUAAUACAACUAUUUCCAAAAUGUUAUGAAGAUAAUCAUGCGUAUCAGUUAGUUUUCCUUGACGAAGACAAUGCUAAUAUAACUUUUUAUGAUGUCACAUGCAAAGAGGCUGAACAAAAUAUAUCCCCUAACUUUCCAUAUAGUUUUAGUCUCAAGAACAGGAAAUUGAUAUUGAAAACUUAUUCUGGCAAUUCAAAAUCUAUAUUAUGGUUGAAAGAUGUAGUAUUACAACAAAUUGUAAAAUGGGCUGAAGAAAGUAACAAUGAUAAACCAAAAGGCACAUGUACUGAAUCAUUGAGCUUAAUUGACACAGAGAAAUAUUACGUUAAAUACAAUGACUUAAAAAUCAAAUACGGCAAAGAAUUAGUAAAGAUAUGGCCUGAAUGUACAGAUCCAUCAAAAUUUGUAUAUGAGGACAUUGCAAUAGCAACAUAUCUUUUACUCAUGUGGGAUAGUGAUACUGAAGAAAUAACAAACUUUGUUGAUGUUGGCUGCGGAAAUGGAUUAUUGGUGUAUAUACUUACAAUGGAAGGUCAUAGUGGUAUUGGUGUUGAUGUCCGUAAAAGAAAAAUUUGGGAUAUGUAUCCCAAAAAUAUAAAACUAGAGGAAAAAACAAUCUCUCCAUCAGAUAUAUAUAGCUUUCCGGAAGCCACCUGGAUAAUUGGCAAUCAUUCAGAUGAACUUACACCAUGGAUACCAGUGAUUGCAGCUUGUAGUUCAUUUAAGUGUAGAUUUUUUCUGCUCCCUUGCUGUGCCUUCAACUUUGAUGGAAGUAAAUAUAAAAGACAUGAUUCUUCAAAAAGUCAAUAUACUGAGUAUUUAGAAUAUAUUAAGUCACUCUGUGAUGAUUUUGGAUUUCAAACACAAUUUGAUAGACUCAAAAUACCUAGUACCAAAAGAAUAAGUCUUAUUGGUCGAAAAAGAACAUAUGCAGAAACUGAAUAUAGUUCCCACUGUGAAUAUAUUCAGAAAUUACUUGAUGUAGCAUUAAGAAAUAAUGAAGAAACAAAGGAGUUUAAAGCAAGGGAAAAGGUGGAAAAAGUUAGAAAUUGUACUCAGAUUGACAAAACUGUAAUUGACUCUAUAAUAAAAUAUGUAGCCAACCAUAUGUUGAAAGAUUUUGAAUUUGAUAGACCUUGGAACACAGGAAAACAAAUAGAAAUAUCUGAAAUUGUUAAACUUAUACCAGAUGAUAUGUUAAAAAUGCUCAAAUCAGAAUGUGGUGGUCUACAGACUCUAUUAAGAAAUAAUCUUCAUAUAUUUCAAAUUGUAAAUGGUAAAGUUCAGUUUAGAUAUCCAAAAACAAUUGGUGAAGUAAAUACCUCUAUGAAAAAGAAAAAUAAGGACAAAAAUAUAAAGAUGCAGGUAAAAAGAUGUUGGUUUUUUGAUAAUCACCCACAAGGAUGCCCUUUAGAUGCCAGUAUUUGCAGUUUUUUACAUGUUUUAACAUAGAAGAAAAUAAAAAUUAUUCUUCAAUUAAUAGAUUUAUUAAUCAACCCAGAUUUUUUUUAACAAAGAAUUCUCAUUAACACCACUUAUAUAAAAAUAUUAAACGAGGAACAUACAUGUUAUAAUAAUAAUUUAUGUUACUUAAAGUUUUGCAAGUUUAACAUUUUGAGAAUUAAGUAUAUAUAAUAAAAAAUAUAUAAAAAAAAAAU
Zerene cesonia (dogface butterfly) is the source of this 2056-nucleotide messenger RNA. RefSeq names its product probable tRNA (uracil-O(2)-)-methyltransferase. The transcript has 4 exons. Bases 117 to 1850 code for a protein of 577 amino acids. The record is from RefSeq and is a predicted model, not a curated record. Gene Ontology annotation, biological process: tRNA methylation. NCBI's taxonomy places the organism in Eukaryota, Metazoa, Arthropoda, Insecta, Lepidoptera, Pieridae. Gene Ontology annotation, molecular function: tRNA (uridine) methyltransferase activity.